CAUCCCACAAUCGCAUCCGUAUGCUCGAUACAUCGGUCAUGUGCUUUCAUGGACGCUACAUACGCAAUGAAAGAGAGACGAAGACGGCGCAAUCAUCUCUCUUUGUCUAGCGAUCAGUGUACAUCACUAUCGACAAUAUCGAAAAGUGGAUGUAGCACAGACAUGAACCAAAAUUGAAAAAUGGACGUAGCACGGAAGUGAACCAACUGGCUGUUUUAUCCUGCCUGAAAAUGGUCAUGGCCUUGUAGUUUCAAGCGGCCGUAAAAUGGACGUAGAGGCGCUGUACGGGACUGAGAGCUAUCGUACGAAAAACGCCGGGAUGGUCGCUCUCAGACUUCUCAUUGUUGUGGACAACAAUGAAGAAUACUACAUUUGAGGAUUUUCAAAUAGAUGAACGAUUCAAGAAAUUGGAGUACUCCUUGAAAAUGGCUGUGCUGAAAAAAGCGCACAAUGACAACGAAAAGGUAUUGCCUGUUGCAAAAAACCAACCCAGCAUCUCCAAUACCAAUUUAGAUAGUUUAGAUUCCAGUUGCAUGAUUCCAUCGUUGCAAACUUCUAUGGUUCAGAGCGAAGUUUUAGCCUCCAGUAAUAAUUUAAGAAACUUACUCUUGACAAAGAAGAAUUAUAAAACCAACCAAAAAAUAAUGGCCUCAUCCAGUAUUAAACAGUAUAAUAUCAAACAGGAUAAUCAUUCAAAUGAUCAACAUAUUAUGCCACCUCCAAUGAGGAAUACAGUUUAUUGUACUUCCAAAAAAACACUAGGCAAAGUUCCUACAUUGUCAAAUUAUGAAACGGCAGCAUCAAAUUCUGUUGAUAGAUCUGCUCAGUCUUUCAUAUUGAAGAAUACUUCAUCUUUGAAUAGUGCUGCUAGAUGUGUACCUACUAAUACAAGUAUUAACAAAGAAUAUCUGCAGUCUCUUGCUGUACCAAUGUUACUUACCAAUCAUCUUCAGAGAGUUGACAGAAUAUUUUCAAAAUGGAAAGUUAUGCUGAAUAGUCAUUAUGAAUUACUAAUUAAAGGAACAUUAGAAUGUGGAAGAGUUGCACAUAGCAAACCAAUUAUCAGAAGAUAUUCUGCAACAUGUGUUGAGUCUAAAUAUAAAAAUAUAUAUAGCCUUCAAGGAAAUAUUGUUGAUACAACAAAUGCAUUACCGGAUUAUAUUCGUGGAAAAUUUUAUAAUGGUUUUCCUGAUGAUUGGGAAAAUGUUUAUCAGAUAUGGAGAACAUAUGUUAGACAAGGAUGUCAAGUGACAUUUCGUUGGCCUACUCCUAUUACUGAUAGUGACGAUGAUUUAAAGAGUGAAUUAACAGACUUGACUUGUAUGCGCACAACAAAUAGUAAGAUUAUUCCUAUGGAAAUUAAUGAAUCGAUUGAAUAUAUUAAGCCCGAAAAUCCAAACGGCAAAUCUUCAAAAAAUGAGGAAAAAUAUCAUAAUUGUCCCACUCAUAGUUUUCAAAGACAUGAUGAAAACACUUCAUUUGUAAAACCUUUUACCUCCAAUUUUGAAAAAGAUAUAAUUUCAAUUACGCAAACAGGAAACAUAAUGUCAGUGCAUAACGAAAAUAACAAGCAAAAUAUUAAAUUAGAUGUAAAUCCAAUGAUUGAUUUUAGAGGAAUAAAUAAAUUAAAAGAUUUUAUUCACGAGGAUAAACUACACGUAAUGAUCAACAAUUUGGCAGACAGAAAUUGCUCUCCAAAGUAUAUCGAUAAAAUUAUUGAAAUGUUAGAAUGCUUGGACUACAUAGUAUCUUACAGAGCGAAAUCAGAAUGUACUGAUGACUCGGCGGUUUUCGUAAAUUGUGGAACGUCGUCCAAGCCUGAAACGAUUCCGCUGCAAUCAUCGUUCUCGUGCGAUGAUAAUUGUAUGAAAACUAAUAAAUUUAAGGACGAUAUAAUAAAACAAUGGAAAAAUUACACACAUCCCACUGACUUGAGAUAUGGAAGUAUAAAAAAUGACUCUAAUUCUACUCAGUUAUUAAACCCAGUGAAUAUUAAGCCGAAGCACUAUAAUAACAACGAUUCGGAUGAAUCAGAGAGCGAGACUUAUAUGGGUGUACCUAAAAUAUCGAAGAUUGAACGAGUCUUAUAUGCCAGAAAAGCAUUCAGAAAAUUAUACAAUCAUAAAGUGAGGAAGAAACGGGAAAAUCCACAAUACAAUACCAAAGAAAUUGAGAACAAAUCUGAGUAUGCUCACGCUGCGAUUCCAUUCGCUGACGAUAAUAAGAGUUUACUUUCUGCCGAAUCUGAUAUUAGUAUUCCAAAAGAUGAAGCAAAAAUGAUAAAUACGAGAACAUAUAGUGAAAUAAUAAAUAUUGAAAGAUCACGAGAAGAUUCUUUUUGUAGUCAUCCAUGGAAGAAUAAUUUUGAUGUGUAUGGUGCAAACAAACCUGCAAUGCAAACUGAACAACCGCCCGAUGCUUUUAAAGCACAGAGAGUUAACUUAAAUGUUCUUGCAAAGGAACAGAAAGUUUUGCACAAAAUUCAAGAAAAUGCACAUUCGCAAUUUGUUGCAGAUAUCAAUUAUGCUACCAAUUUUGAUGAUGAUAUUAAGAUUAUAAGCACAAAUACGCAGAAAAGAGAUGGAAAUAUGAUAGCAUCACACUCUAAUCUUAAACAAGACAUUGUGAUUAGUAGCGAAAAUAAUAAUAACUUUCUCGAAAAGUCUCCUAUCUUGCGAGAAUCACAUAGAGAAUUUAUUGAACAAUCAAGAAGCGAAACCGCAAUGAAGAGAUCUAAACCUAACAUAAUUAGUUCUAUACCAGUAAACUUGAAGUUAAAGAUAAAAAAAGCAGAUUUCAAACCAGAACAAUUACAAGAUUUGGAUGUGAAUAUUGUAGAAAUCGAGGAAAACAAACAAUGCACCAAUAUUCAACCAUUGGAACAUGUUCAAAAGAAAAAAUCCGUAUCGAAAAUGCCAACAGAAGCAACUUUCGCGAAUAGUUCUUAUUUGCCAAUGGCAACCAAUAAUAAAAUAUACCCAACAAUGAAUAAGGAUACAAAUCCUACUAAUUUGACGAAUUCAACAAUUGAGCAAUCUAAAAGAAAUAAGCUUGAAGAUAAAAAUAAUCCCAAAGUGCUGUGCGCGUGGAUGCCGAAAAUAACGUAUUAUGCGAAAUCGAAAUUUGAAUUAGGCUUGAGCUUUGAAGGAAACUUGCUCAAUGAAGCUGGUUAUGUUGUGCAUAGAAAAUUUACGACCGAUAUUGUGUUGAAGCGAUUAUCGGCUACUCUGAUCGAAACAGUGAAUCACGAAUUUUACAAGCUUUCCGGAUACUUGAAAGAUAAUAAGCACGUUAUUCCUAAGGAACUUGCAAAACAAUGUCAUAACGGAUGUCCUGCAAACAUCAAAGAUUUUUGUCUAACUUGGAAAAGGUUGCAAAACUGUGAAAAAAUGAGUAAGAAAUCUCAUGAUGUAUCCAUGGACUCAUUGAAUACAUCUGUUAGUUCGAGAGGUCGUAGAAUCGUACCUCCUUUAUCUUAUUGGACAGGUGAACGCAUAACUUUAAAAGAUAACAAUCUAGUUUAUGACCCGGGCAAUUCACAGGAAUCAUCAUUAUAUUCAGUAAUUAAUUCUUCAAAAUUGAAUACUGAAAAAAUAAAAAAACAGAAAGUAAAUUUCACGAACACAUCAAAGGAGGAAAAACGGUUGUCCAAAUGGAAUGAGAGUCCUGGUACAAAUAAAAAUCAAACGAUCGUUAUUAAAAAAACUCAAUCUUCCGACAAGUCACCUAUGACUAAAGCUGCGAACAGCAGAAAGAGAUCGAAUAAAUCUCAGAAAUUUCAGAUUAAUAAACGACAUAUAAAACAAGAUUUGACGUUUUCAUCGAUUAAUUCUAGUGAAGAAGAGCAAAACGUAUCUCCGUUAAAGCGUAUGCGCACUCGGCCAAGUACAAAAACAAAAGCGCCGCAAUAUUCGAUGACAUUGAGGAAACGACAUGAGAUAGAGGCAUCCCCGAAUACGACCAAACUGCAGUGAUUUUCAUAUUUUUAUUUAAUGCAUUUUUUAUUUAGACGAUGCAAAAUUGCAUCGCUCAAUUUAUAUUACUAUAUUAUUUUAGGUAUUCACUAAGAAAGAAAACAAGACACAAUAUGACAUGUACUUAUUAUAAGGAUAUUUUACCGGCAGAAGACUUUCUAUCAGAAGUAACAUCUAUGUAAUCUGAAUAAUUUUUUUCAAUAUUUUUAUGCUACAUAAUCACAUGUGUGGUAUUCAACGCACAAAAAUACGCGCGGAAAUUCUAUAUUCCAAGAAAUUUUUCUUCUACAUAUAUCUUUCGCUACGUGUGUAUUAUUUUUUUAUAUGAUAUUUAUAUCUUGUAAAUUGAAAACAGAAAAAUUAUAAAAUAUAAUAAAAUGGAAUAUAAAAUCUUAAAAUCCUUGCGAUUUUUGUGCGUUUACAAAACUAUAUAAAACAGAAAGUCAUUAUUUAUUAAAAAAAAAUGUGAUAUUGAAGAAAUAUUCUUGCGCAAAACUUGCUGCGAUUAUUCUUGUAAUUUAAAAGGAGGAAAUAAAGGAUUAUAUAUAUAUAUAUAUAUAUAUAUAUAUAUAUAUA
Molecule: messenger RNA, 4550 nt
Organism: Cataglyphis hispanica
Lineage: Eukaryota; Metazoa; Arthropoda; Insecta; Hymenoptera; Formicidae
Exons: 11
Coding region: 357-3974 (1205 amino acids)
Source: RefSeq, a predicted model, not a curated record